AUCUAUAAAAUUACUAAUUUUUGAUUUCUCUCUCGUUCUCUUUUCAGCUUCAGUAACACUCACUGCGCUAAUACCUUCUCUCUCCUCUCUCCCUCUCUCUUUCUCUCCGUUCUCCGAUCAUCGUCUUCGCCUUCACCAUUUCUGAUCAACAUGUCUCGAAGAUAUGAUAGUCGUACAACAAUCUUCUCCCCGGAAGGACGACUUUACCAGGUAGAGUAUGCAAUGGAAGCAAUUGGGAAUGCUGGUACUGCAAUAGGGAUAUUGUCUAAAGAUGGGGUUGUUCUGGUUGGCGAAAAGAAAGUCACAUCUAAGCUGCUGCAAACCUCAACUUCCACUGAGAAAAUGUACAAGAUUGAUGAUCACGUUGCAUGUGCCGUUGCUGGAAUUAUGUCUGAUGCCAACAUCCUAAUCAAUACUGCUAGGGUCCAGGCACAACGUUAUGCAUACGCUUACCAAGAGCCAAUGCCUGUUGAGCAGCUGGUUCAAUCUCUCUGUGAUACCAAGCAAGGUUACACACAAUUCGGUGGUCUUCGACCAUUUGGAGUAUCUUUCCUCUUUGCAGGUUGGGACAAGAAUUUUGGCUUUCAGCUUUACACUAGUGAUCCCAGUGGAAAUUAUGGUGGUUGGAAAGCUGCAGCUAUUGGUGCCAACAAUCAGGCUGCCCAGUCAAUUCUGAAACAGGACUACAAGGAUGAUAUCACAAGGGAAGAAGCAGUUCAACUUGCACUGAAGGUACUGAGUAAAACCAUGGACAGCACAAGUCUUACCUCUGAAAAGCUUGAACUUGCAGAGGUUUUGCUCUCACCCUCAGGAAAAGUCAAGUAUCAAGUUUGCUCCCCCGAAAACCUAACUAAGCUGUUGGUGAAGUUUGGGGUGACCCAACCGGCAACAGAAACUGCUUAGGUUGUUUCAUGUCAUAUGCUAUGCCUAAACAGUGCAUUUGGACGUUCUUCCUUUCAGAAUAGACUUCAAAAAAAUGUCCGAAAUUUCUUUCAAAGUUCAAACUUUAAGCAUUGUGUUUCUUAGUAAUGCUAAUUGCUUUUUAGGUCGUAUUUAUUUUUAUUUUCAGGACAUUGAUCUA
Molecule: messenger RNA, 1081 nt
Organism: Vigna radiata var. radiata (mung bean)
Lineage: Eukaryota; Viridiplantae; Streptophyta; Magnoliopsida; Fabales; Fabaceae
Product: proteasome subunit alpha type-4
Exons: 2
Coding region: 151-903 (250 amino acids)
Biological process (GO): ubiquitin-dependent protein catabolic process
Cellular component (GO): proteasome core complex, alpha-subunit complex; proteasome core complex; nucleus
Source: RefSeq, a predicted model, not a curated record